Oldenlandia corymbosa var. corymbosa is the source of this 667-nucleotide messenger RNA. The record is from the annotation of a GenBank genome assembly. NCBI's taxonomy places the organism in Eukaryota, Viridiplantae, Streptophyta, Magnoliopsida, Gentianales, Rubiaceae.
UCCCAAAUCAGGUUUCUUUUAAAUCAUAGUUAUGUAACAAAGAAAACAGAUCAAUAAACAAGAAUAUCAAUGAUGGCACCAAUUAUGAGAUCUGUUCUCGUUGCGCUUGUGCUGGCUCUCCUUAUUGGUUGUCAUUUACUGGCAGCUUUGGCACUGCCAAACUCAGCAAAGACGGCAGCAUUUGACGAUCAUCAUCGUGGCGAUGAAUCCCUCCGCCCGACGACAAGAUGGCUUUUGCAGAAGACUGAUACCUGCCUUCGAUUCUGUAACAGUACAGAUGAUUUCUGCAAUGGCGCAUGUGAACCAAUCCCAAAAAACGUACUUCCGAUACUUAGUAAAUUGAUUAAUGAAUUACCAGUUCCUGAUACUGUUUUUCCUUCAAACACCGACACAGUUUGCGUGGACGUGCCUAGUUCGCCCUAUCUGUGAGAAGAUUGUUAUUAACUCUGGGUGUGGCACUUGAUCGCCUUGCCGUGGAUCUGGCUUCCGCUAUCUGUCUGCUUAUUUCAAGGUUUUAAAUAUAUCUUCUGAGUAUGAAUUCUAUGUUUAUCCGACAGAAUACAUGGAAAUUGAAAAAAACACACAAGCAUACAUGAACGUGCAUGUGUGAGGUUGUCGUACGUUGUUAUAAUGUUGUAUUUUAAUAAACACAAUUACAUACCUGUGC